Messenger RNA from Dendronephthya gigantea, 4571 nucleotides. RefSeq lists its product as uncharacterized. Gene Ontology annotation, cellular component: cytosol; P granule. Lineage: Eukaryota; Metazoa; Cnidaria; Anthozoa; Malacalcyonacea; Nephtheidae. The record is from RefSeq and is a predicted model, not a curated record. The transcript has 13 exons. Gene Ontology annotation, molecular function: helicase activity. Gene Ontology annotation, biological process: regulatory ncRNA-mediated post-transcriptional gene silencing. The coding region runs from base 147 to 4346 and encodes 1399 amino acids.
AUUCGGCGUAACUAUCAUCAUUUAUAGUUCUGGAUACACCGGGCGAUUCAUUCACUUCCCGUCUCAUUAUUCUGUGCAACUAAAGCUGCACUGAUGCAUGAGUGUAUAUGGACUAACAAUUCGGUUCAAACUUGCCAUGGCUCUAUAUGCCUUUACACAACAGAAAAUAUAAACAGCUUUCGGCCCCUUCAUGCACUGACAGGAUGCAAAGAAAAGAAAAGUUAGAAAAGUUACCUCCGGGUAAAAUGGAAAGAAAAGAUGUUAUUGCAAGUAAUCCGAAGAAAUCUGAAACAAAAGUUCCCAAAAGAUCUAAUCGCAUCACAGGUUCUGUAGCGCGCUUGCUCAACGACAUGCCAACGGAUACUGAUUACAUACUUUCAAGCGGAUCACAUCUUAGAAGUGUCUGUCCUAAAUGCAACUCACCUCGUACCUUUGAGGCAGAGCGAUGCCAUUCGUGCAAGAGUAAACUUGUGACUUGGUAUAGAAACGUCUACACGACUAAGUGGACAAAUCCAAGGAAGCCGCCUCGGAAAAAAUCACGCUGUUAUGUAGAAUGCAAGUAUUUCAAACAAGGGAAAAGGUGCUUCAAAACGCCAUGUUCAUUCCCACAUGGACAAGAUGAACUGGAAGUUUGGGAACUUUAUCGUUUAUGUGGUAAGCACAAGAGAAGAAUAAAAAUAUCAAGCACAGCUUCAGCGAAGCUUGAAAAACCAAGCAGUCGAGAUACGAACACCGUGUCGUCCUUUAUGGAACAAGAAGAGCAACGAUGCAGGUUUGAGGAUGGUUACUGUUACUCUCAAAAGAACCGUACCGUCGCACAUGGCCAAUCUUUUUAUCAGUAUUCGUCAGGGGGUUCUGAUGAUUUCGAACAGAAGUUACCAUUGAAUUUUGACAUUGAUACUGUUCUCGCUCAUCUACUUUCUGUGUCGUUUGUGAACAAGGAUACUUCUGAAGAAAAGACUUCUUCACGUACACGAUAUUGUCACAUCGCUGAAUGGUCUGUGGACAAAAUAGAAUUGGUUCCGUGUAAAGAACUGAUGGGAAUGGAUCUGGAUGGUUUGUGUGAACGGUACAGCAUUCCAGAUGACUUGCCUGAUCCUGCAGAGUGUUCAGAAUUCUCACGUGGAACAUACUGCAAUACUUGGCACAAAAUCUUGUUUAUUGAAGAAAAACACAUUCAGACACAGAUUGGCAGAUAUGACCUACAAGAUCGCAUGAUGAAUGUAGUAAAUACCUCCGCUGGCGAUGAAUCGACAGCUAAUGCAGCAAGUACUGGUGAUUUGUUUGGAGAAAUCCAUUCAUGGGAUUAUCCUGUGAUGGACGAAGUUGCUAGUCAUAUUAUAAACCUCUCAGUAACGUCAGUGAUCUUGCGACCAAAAAUGAGAAAGUCUUUUAGAACUGAUAGAGUAUACGAGUGUAUCAUUAAAUCAAAGACUUCGAAAUUGGUUGUUAUAAAAUUGAAUAAGGAGUUAUGCAAAGACUUUGGUCUUGCUAAAGAUCAAAUCGUGCAAAUUGAUCUCAAGCUCAGAUACAACCGCCUGGCAUUGUGUGAAAUGCAUGAAGCAAUUGAUAUGUGUAAACGGAAGACUAGUAUUCUGCUUCCAAAUAUAAGGGAUGUCUGUUAUAAAUACGAGAAUUUAAUCUGUGAUUUUUAUCCGGACCGAAAACCACACACAAAGCAACAGAAAAUGAUCGGGACGCUUUUCGACCCCAGUCCUUCCCCGCCAAUUCUCACGAUUGGACCAUCAGGCAGUGAGAUCAUGAUGCGUGCUUUUGGGAUGAUUUCUAGAAUAGCAAGAAGCAAUAAAGUUCUUAUCUGCACUCAUUCAAACAGCGCGGCUGAUACUUGGAUGGCAAAGAUACUUACGAAGCGGGAAUUAAAUAUUCGGCCAUUAAGAGUGUAUAAAGGAUUCCAAGAUGCUCUUAAAAUUCCUGAAAACCUACGCAGAUAUUGUAAUAUUGAAGAAAAGACGAAUGUUGCACGGGAGCUAACACUCUGUGACAUUCGUGACAAUAACGUGUUCAUUACAACUUUGGCCACCGCUCGUGUGUUGUGGAAAUUUUAUCAGGAUGGAAAAUUGCGCUUCAAGCAUAUCUUAAUUGACGAAGCCGCGCAGGCCCUGGAACCCGAGUGCUUAACCCCGCUUGUGAUGGCUGAUGAAAACACAAAAGUUGUUUUAAACGGGGACCAAAAACAGAUGGGUUCACUAACAUAUUCAAAAUGGAUGUGGGCUGGAGGAUUAGGUCCAAAAAGAUCCCUUCUGGAAAGAUUACUUGCUUAUUACAAACUAUGCAACCGAUCUGUAAACGACCGAAGGCCUUUUUCAGACCAGGACACCACAUUCGUUGGAAUACCUGAUAAAAACUCACAUUCGACGACGACGAGACCUAGGUUUUCUUCUUGUAGUCGUCUUUGUGAGAUUUGUUUUACUAAAGGGUAUCAAAGUUCUCGCCAUUCGGUAUCAGUGCUCCCCUUUCACACCGCCCAGGGUGAAGUCUAUGACGACGAUAAUUGUUUUGGUUCCGAGUCUGUCGUUCCAUGUAAAUUUACAUUGGACGAGCGUGUUCAAGAUGAAGACACCAAAAUUGUGACAAAUAAAUGUUUUGAAGACGACAAAAAGGCAAGAGUGGGCGUUAAACAGACCGACGGAGAAAAUAGUUUCUCAGGUAAAACAGUCAUUGAAUCAGAACGUGAUUUUAAUGAACACGUCAGAAUGGUAAAUAAAGAUGUUGAAAAAAAAGGGGGUGAAACAAUCCUUGAUUCUGAAUCAAACAUUGAAAGUGGCAGAAAGGAAAAAAAGAAUGUUAAGAAGAAUGGGAGAAAAGAUUUUCUGGAAAGAACCAUCCUUGAUUCAGAAUAUAAAAUAAAGGAAGAAGUGCAUGAAAUAUUUAAAAGAUUUUCGUGGUUACGUGGAGCAUACGGUAUUACUGGUCCUAACAAAACAAUUCCACGCACUCAUAUUUAUUUAACUGUCAAAAGAGGAAAAAAGAAAUCCGAAGUAUUAAAGGAAAUUAAAAAGCAGUUUAAAUGUGAUCCCAGAAAAUAUUUUGAACUUUUUCGGGAACCUGAAAAGAAACCAACGUUCAAGUAUUUAUCAAAUCCAACAUCGGGAGGUAGCAUCCUGGCUGUAAAUAGAUCCAGCGAACCAAAUCCAUUAGGAACAGCGAAUAAUGUUGAAGACGAAGAAUCAGAUACAGGUAAAGCAUCAGGAACAUUAACCAUGUUCUGUUCUCAGAAUGAUAAACACUAUGCUCUCACUUGUUUCCAUGUUGGCUGUGCAACCGAUGAGUUUUUGUUUGCACAAGCAUUUAAUGAUACGGAACAGUUUCUGGAUAUUCAAGGAUGCAUGGAGGGUUAUGAAAACUUUGCUAGAGGACAAGAAUAUCAUUAUCGCGAAAGGGGUACGGACAAUGCAGAUGAAAAUGAAAACAUUGUUGCCGGCCUCCCCGCUAACUAUACUCCUCUAGGCCAGUUUUGCAAGUGUUGCUUUCAUAGUGAAUCUGAUAUCAUGUCUAUACAAGUUCAUAAAGAUGUUCAAGUUGACUGUGGUGUUGAGGAUAUAGGAAAUCCUGAUUGGGAUAGAAUAUCAAAAGAACUGCAUCAAAGAGUUAAUUGCAAACGAGGAAAUCGGGUGAUGGUGCAGAAAGUCGGUUUUUCGCCAAAUGACAAUCAUAAAGGUUACAUCGUCGAUUGCAGUUAUACCUAUAAGUACGCGGAUGAAAUUUUGUUCAAAAAUGCAAUCGUUAUUAAAGGAAUGAUCGGGACGUUUUUGAAAGAUGGUGACUCUGGAGCACUUAUAAGCUUUCUUGAUAACGAUCAAGUGAAACAAGCGUUUGCUUACGGUGUCUGUGAAGUUGAUACUCCUCAUCCAAAGGAACCGUUGACUUCUGACGAGGAUCGCACUGAAGACCCGAGUGAGGAUCGCACUGAAGACCCGAGUGAGGAUCGCACUGAGGACCCGAGUGAGGAUCGCACUGAAGACCCGAGUGAGGAUCGCACUGAAGACCCGAGUGAGGAUCGCACUGAAGACCCGAGUGAGGAUCGCACUGAAGACCCGAGUGAGGAUCGCACUGAAGACCCGAGUGAGGAUCGCACUGAAGACCCGAGUGAGGAUCGCAGUGAAGACCCGAGUGAGGAUCGCAGUGAACCUGGCAGUAGUGAUCAGUAUUCCUCUUCUAGUGAUGACGUAGACGAUUCCGAAGAGGAAUUCGUAAUUUUCCGCGAUGAAAGUCCAAAGGCCGAGAUAAGUCUACCAUCUUUCAUUGCUUUUAACUUGAAGAAAGGUUUACAGAAUCUCGAUCUUUUUGAUAACGGAUGUUUCAGUGAAUGUGGCAAUACUCGUUAAUGUAUGCUUAUUCGUAAUUAAUAUAUACUUAAUUGUAAUUUUAAUACUUUUAAUCAUAGUAUAUGCAUGUCAACCAGGACACGACUGCUUGUGCUAAAAUAAAUGCGAAAAAUAGGGAAAUGAAUGUACAUUUAAGCAGAAAGUGUAGAAACACAACAAAUUUUACAUGUAUUAAUUUGUCUUGAAGACUAUGGAAAUGAUGUACAUUACUACAGUAAUAACACU